Molecule: messenger RNA, 1580 nt
Organism: Aureobasidium musti
Lineage: Eukaryota; Fungi; Ascomycota; Dothideomycetes; Dothideales; Saccotheciaceae
Source: the annotation of a GenBank genome assembly
AUCAUCCACGAAUUACGCUCGCAAUGGUCAAGUCCAAGCAGUUUCUCAAAACCCCGAAACUCCCUAAACAACAGAAAAAACAAAAGGUGCCUUUUUCAAAUUCUUCCGUAGCCAUAUUUAACAGUGUAUUGACUGUCCUANNGAUCCUGGUGACUGCAGACGACUUUCAGGAGGCCGCCGACGCCGAAGAAGAAACAGGAGGCAAAUGGAGAGCUGGUGACCCUGCUAAAUCAAGCCGUGCCUUUGUCAGAGCUAUUGAGAUCUACAAUAAUGGCUUGCAGAGACACCCAAAAGACGCUGAUUUGGCCUACAACAAANGCUCGCCUCGACAGCCAACUCUGGUAGCCAAGCUCCCAAUUCCAUUACUCGACUUCUUGCAGCAGGCCUUGACCUCUCAUCGUUAUGCCCUACAGCUCAAUGCAGAGUCAGCCGAUGUUCUCUUCAACACUGCUCAAGUCAUGAUCACUAUUGCAGAGUAUGUAACAGAAGCAGGCAUAUUCAGCGCACAGGCCGACUCAGCAGCCCUUCUCCGCGAGGCACUUGAGCUGCUGUCGGCAUGUUUCACUCGCCAGGAGAUGCUCGUCGAAGAGCAGAACGCAAACUCUAUGGAGGCAGAAGGUGGUGUGCCAGUCGAACAACAAGCCCCACCAGCUGAGCUUGAAGCUUCAUCUUCUCGAGCAGCGGAGGAUGCAGAUUCUGAGGGAGAGGAGGAAGGUGAAUAUGUUUCUGUACAAGCAUACAUCACACCUUCUGAUCUGUUGGACACGGCACGUUCUAGUCUGACUGCCUUGACUCUGCUUAUCACUCUCGACGACCCUUCCAACGUGUCUNNCCCCCUAGCCAAGAUGGGCAUCACCUUGGUGGAAGACAAAAUCCCUCAAUACCUCUCCCAAAUCGAGGCCGAAGAACGCACUCAGGAAGAACCCGAGAUCGCUCUCGAACGCGCAGAGUUCCACGCAGCCCUCACAGUAGCAGACCUCAAACUCGGCUCUGCAACCGCAAACGACAGUCUCAGCCGCCUGCAACAAGCCUUCGAACCCCUAGACAUAACCACAAACGUAGCAGUCAUGUGCACCUACGCCGACAGCCUCGUCGAACUGACCACUACCGCUCAAAACUUCAGCCCUUCAAGCGCAGCAACAACUUGCUGGUCCACAUUGUCCAAAGCACAAGACCUCUACGCCGCUGCAGUCAAAAUCAACGAUGCAGAAGCUAAAGCACGCAAAGCUCGUGUCUACGAAUCACGCGGCGAUGUCGAGUUAUUGCGCUUCAACCUCGCCACUACACCUGCCGCUGGUCUCUCAACUGCCAUCCAAAAGAGCGCUCCUACUUUGAUCAAGAAUGCCCAAACGUAUUAUCGUGGUGCUAUGAACCUUUUCCGUGCUGAGGGCGAUGCUGAAGCAGCUGCCAAGGUGGAAGUCAGAGGAUUGAUCGCUGCCAUGCUCGAGGGCAAGCUCAAUGGCAACAUCGAGCAGCAGAUCAUCGCUGCAUUGGGUCAAAAAGGAGAAGCCGGAAGAGCUGUGGCAAUGGAUAUGUUAAGAGAAAGCCUGUUGCCUGAGGAUUGGGAUCAAGGAGUAAUG